Molecule: messenger RNA, 3549 nt
Organism: Peronospora farinosa
Lineage: Eukaryota; Oomycota; Peronosporomycetes; Peronosporales; Peronosporaceae
Source: the annotation of a GenBank genome assembly
AUGGCUACUCUUCCUCCUCCUUCUCCUACCACCGCGCAGCUUGUGACUGCAAUUCAUGGCAAUGAUCUCUCCACCUUUUAUUCACUACUUGAUACAAUUCCACCGUUAAAUGUAAAUUACCCAUCACUGGAAGGUCAUGUACCAUUAAUUGAAACAUGUCGCUAUGGACGAUUUGAAAUGGCUACAUUUCUACUAGUUCACGUUAAUGCUGAUGUCAAUGUCAUGACUCCAAAGACUCAUGAUAAUUCGAGUGGUCUUACUCCAAUCAUAGCUGCUUGUAUGGCACUUGACUUGAAAAUAGUGAAUUUGUUACUGGUUUCGUCUCAAAGUCCGGUGAAUUUGUUGCAAACCUAUGGAAAUAUGAAUGCAGCUACAUUGUGUCUACUUUUUUGUGUUGCUAAUGGAUACACAGAUGAACAAAAUGAUAUGGCAGUGCAGAUUUUGCAGCAAUUAGUACUUUAUGCCAAGAAACAUGGACAACUGGAAACUCUUUUGACUGCAAAAGCUGAUCAAGUAAAUACAGUGUUGCAUGUGGCUGCUGGAUUGAGCAAUUGGAAAGCAUUGCAUCUGUUGAGAGAUGAAGGAACUGUGGAUUUUAACGCUCGGAAUGCCAAUGGACACUCGGUUUUUCGUGUGCUAGAAAUGAACGCGUUUCAGGCGAGAUCGUUUCGAUUCUGUGAGCUACCACGACCGGAAGGUGAUAUUGGUCGUGAAAGAAGAAAAAACAGGGGACGAAGACAUCAACGACAGAGGCGCCAGAAAAAAGAAAAAGUGGAAGAAAAACAAGAGGCUUUGCAGAGUGAACCGAGUCAAGCUGAUAAACAACUAUUGACUCGAUCACGUCCGGAUCGAGCUGUCGAAGUGUUCCAUGUGACGCAAACGGUGAUAGAACUGGCCAGGAAGUUAGGAGUUGGCGCCAUCUUUUCGCGUAAGCAAGAUGAAAGCAUUCGAGGACUCUAUAUAAAGGCUCUCGUGCUGGCGGAACUGGGCAUCGUUUCGAUAGUGAAUGAGAUCGCUCGGAUGUCCGAUUCGCAAGAAGAGAGAACCGUGUAUAUGGAUGGUUUGAUGCACACCGUAGCUUUAGUUUACCCUCUUUCCGUGAAAAAUGCAAAGAAGUACCAGUCAUUGUGGCAUCAAGCUCUCGACAAGAAAAACGCUGAGGAUCUUCAUUUAAAUGCACCAAAUCAAAGUGAUGAGGAAGAAAAAACGCAUGAAGCGGAGAACGACAAGCAUCCGAUCAAAUUAUCGCACGAUGCUUUCAAGUUAAUCGUGAGCAGGAUGCUCUCUAACAGCAGUCUUUCCAGACGCAUCAAGGUAUGGACCCUUAUCCUAAUGCAUCUGCUUGCUCCAUUCGCCAGUGGGUCCCCUCUUGCUGCAAAUGAAAGUCCCGCUAUGGAGGAAUGCGGUCAGAUUCAGUUCUUUGAGCGUAUCACUAAAAUGAUCUAUACUUCAGGCACAAAACUUGCAUUCUGUAUCUUCGAUCGUACAAACAUCGAAGAUGAGGAGAGUUACGAUGAAGAAAUCGAGUUUUAUCUUUUAAUUUCGCUCUUUGAACUCUUUCUCCAAUUUUUUGCGCCGUACGCUCGGUCGAUUAACGAUGGAGAGAAAGCAACUACUAUGGGUAUUGCUGAUAGUUUUCAGCGAGCAAUUAAGCCAGUCAAACAGCUUUGGGAUUUGGUGAAUGCUGCAUUGGGGAGUCUGGAUGGCGUGAUCGCUACACCACAGCGUUUCUCGCUUCUACUUCAUAUUUUGCAAGUUGUCGAGCAACUGGAAGCGGCUUUUCUUUCUGAUGAAAACGCGGCGCUAAGAAAGCUGUUUGAGAUCGUGAGUCGAUUCGUCAAGCAAGAAGCAAUAAAGAAACGUGCCAAGACGCCUGCUGCAGACCAAACGCGUCUUAUGCGUACAAUUGCUACUUCAUUUUCGAUACCAACCACCUUCGCCGCUAAAGUAAUGCCUCUAAAGAAUAGCGUGGAUGCGCUGAUCCGUUCAGAUCCCAAGGUGCUUGGCAUGGAUUUGUACUCGCUUACGUCAAUCCCGAACCUCAUCCGUCUUGAGCACAAAGUGGAUUACUUGGCUAUACUGGCUGAGGAGCGCAAUGGAUCAGUGCCGGUAUCUAUUAGUCGUGCGUCCGAAGCAAAUUACGUCGACUUCAUCGUGCUACAAAUUCUCAGUGCCUCAUUGAACAGUUUGAAAGGGGAAAUGGCUAUCACGCUAGUGAACGAACCAGGAAUUGGUGUUGGUGUGACGCGUGAAUUUUUCCAGAUUGUUCAAAACUGCUUUUUUCGUCCUGAGUCGACUGGAAAUUCGCAAGUGCGAUCAUUAUCUGCCCAAACAGUACCUCAUGUUGUUGACAUUAGCUCAAAGCGGCUCCAUCGGGACCCACAAGACAAGAAUCCGAGUAAGAAACGCAACGACAGUCUUUUUAGACAGGAACAGAAUGGUGAAUUUGCUGAGCUGUUUCCAUUGUUUGAUUAUAUCAGCAAAGAGAGACAGGGUGCACUUUGCAUUGCACCGCGAACGGCAUAUAUCAGCAAGCAAGUUUUUGACACAAAACACAGUGAGAAGAACCUGAGUCUCACUCAAAACGAUGUACUCGUGGAUCGAAGUGAAGUAGAUGCGCUUCAAAGGGUGUACCUUUGCACCGGCCGCUUGAUGGGCCUGGCAAUUCGCAAUCAUCAGGCACUUGAUGCAGACUUCCCCUUGGUCUUUUGGAAAUUCAUGCUACGAGACGAUUCUUUGACUUGGGAAAGCUACUGUGAAAACAGUGACGUACUCAAGCGCAGCCUUCAGUUCGUUCUGGAUCAUGACUUUGACGCAGAGCCUUUGGAUAUGCGGUUUGAAUACACAAUCGACGUUGUGGUGGUCGACGAUAAAGCACACGCGUGCUCAAAAGGGUCUAAGCAGAUGAAGCAGGGGACCGACGGAGCUGCACCACCAUCAUCCAACUUUCCUAUCACAACGAGUAUGGAAAUGGAGCUUCAAGAGGGAAUGGGCAACGUGGAAGUAACAAACGCCAACAAGUUACAGUACGUUAUGCUGCGUGCUCAGCAGUUUUUCUUCGGUAACGAAUUAGUGUACUACAAAAAGGUGCGAGACGGCUUCAAUGACACAAUCAUCCGGUCUGAUCUCAAGCUUUUCCGCCCACAGGAACUACGGCACUUAGUGCGUGGCGAACGCUUGAUUGAUUUUGAAAGUCUGAAGAAAAAUGUGGCAUAUUCACGGGGAGCAUCCCCGACAUGCGGUGUUGUGCAACGUUUUUGGGAAGUCGUCGAGAGUUUUGAUGAAGAAACUCGCGCAAAGCUUCUAACGUUCUGGUCCGGUUCACCAUUGCCUCCAAUUUUCGGUUUCGACUCAAAAUAUCGCUCCAUGAGUGCGGACACUGCGAGUUGGUACAUUGACGUAGACACUCAAGCGCAACCUAACUUUUGUCCUACGGCUAACACUUGCGACCGUCGUUUAAUCCUCCCGGAUUAUCCAACCAGUGCUGCUCUCAAGGAGAAGCUUCUCGUAGCGCUUGAACACGGUAGUGUCGGCUAUGACCGCAUGUAA